AUGGAUAGGUUCAUCACCUGGCCCGACAUGGAGGAAGUGAACAGGGUGAAACUCGACUUUUACAACGCCAACCAUCAUCGAUUCCCUUGCAUUACGGGACUGAUUGACGGCACGCAAGUAGAGGUCAACACUCCACAUCGACCCUACAAUGAGGCUGCAUACGUCAACAGAAAGGGAUACCACGCGAUCAAUGCUCAGGUUGUAUGCGAUAGGAAGAUGAAGAUCUUCAACUUGGAUGCACGUUGGCCGGGCACCACCCACGACUCCUUCAUGCUCCGAAACUCCCACGUAUGGGACAGAUUUGAGGAAGGCCGUAUGGAAAACAGCUGGCUUCUGGGGGAUGCUGGUUAUCCCCUUCGGAAGUGGCUUCUUAAUCCAUUCAACAAUCCUAACAACGAGGCCCAGGAGAGAGUCCGACUAGACGAAGAAUACGCUAAAGGGAUGUUCGAUAACCAGCCCAAUAUUCAGGCGGAGAAUGACAUUUGGGAGCAGAAUGUGGCUGGGGUCAGAGCAAGAGAGGAGCUUGUACAGAGGGUUUUCACUAGGAAUGCCUAG
This is a messenger RNA of Lineus longissimus, 555 nucleotides long. Its product is annotated as putative nuclease HARBI1. Bases 1 to 555 code for a protein of 184 amino acids. The record is from RefSeq and is a predicted model, not a curated record. Lineage: Eukaryota; Metazoa; Nemertea; Pilidiophora; Heteronemertea; Lineidae. The transcript is spliced from 2 exons.